AAGACUACACACUCCACUCCGUCCUCACUGAGGAGGACUACACACUCUACUCCGUCCUCACUGAGGAAGACUACACACUCCACUCCGUCCUCACUGAGGAGGACUACACACUCCACUCCGACCUCACUGAGGAGGACUACACACUCCACUCCGUCCUCACUGAGGAAGACUACACACUCCACUCCGUCCUCACUGAGGAGGACUACACACUCCACUCCGACCUCACUGAGGAGGACUACACGUCGGUCUACCGGGGGUAGAUUUUGUGGGACCUAAUGCGGAGUCCCGAGCCAGACCUGUCGGUGUACAGUACCGAGCGGGUGUGACGGAGAGGAUCUACUUCGCUGUGAAUAAUGCGUGGAGGUGCUAAGUCCGUGUGCAGAUCUUCUGACUGGGAAAGUUGUUUGUCGGGAGUUUGGAUCUGAGACGAGAUGCAUCUGUUUCGGACUCACAAUUACCAAGUGUUCCCGGACCGCGCAUCGCUGGAGUCUCCGACCAUACGAGGCAUCAGCUGGACGCCGCUGCCAGAGGCCCUGAAUUCAAAGGACACUAUGAAGCAGUUUCUUUCAGAUCGUGUUGUAAAGGCAGCAAGAUCGGUGUAUAGCGUCAUGAUCGAGAGGAACCCUGGUCUGAUCAGAGAUAGGAAACAUCAUCUCAAAACAUACAGACAAUGUUGUUCUGGUAAGGAGCUUGUUGAUUGGCUGAUGAAACAAAAUGAAUGUCUGCAAUCAAGAAGCCAGGCGGUUGGGAUGUGGCAGGUCUUGGUGGAUGAAGGAAUCCUCGUUCAUGUGAAACACGAGUUGAACUUCCAUGACAAGGACACCCAGUUCUACCGCUUCCAGGACUCAGAGUUAAGCCUGAACCACAUACCAAAUGAGAAGGACUCGGAAGAUGAGCUGCAGGAGGCUCUAUCGCUGCUGUCUCAGCUGGGUCCCGACGCUCUGCUCACUAUGAUUCUACGCAAAUGCCCCAGUCAGAGGAGUGCUGAGGACCUGGAGGUCAUCUAUGAGGAGCUGCUCCAUGUCAAGGCUGCAGCUCAUCUCUCCACCUCUGUGCGUAAGGAGCUGGCAGCGGUGCUGGUCUUUGAAUCACACUCCAAGGCCGGAACAGUCUUGUUCAGUCAGGGGGACAAAGGCACUUCAUGGUACAUCAUCUGGAAAGGCUCUGUAAAUGUGAUCACACAUGGGAAGGGCCUGGUAACCACACUACAUGAGGGUGAGGACUUUGGGCAGCUAGCUUUGCUGAAUGACGCCCCGCGUGCUGCCACCAUCAUCUUGAGGGAAGACAACUGCCAUUUCCUCCGUGUGGAUAAACAGGACUUUAUACGCAUCCUCAAGGAUGUUGAAGCUAAUACAGUGCGACUGGAAGAGCAUGGGAAAACUGUGCUGGUGUUGGAGAAGAGCACCGACUGUAACGAGCAGGGAGGGGCAGGAAACAACAGCAAGUACACAGUUAUGUCAGGAACACCUGAGAAAAUCCUGGAGCACCUAUUGGAGACAGUAAAGUUGGACUCUAAUGGAAAUGACACAAUAGCUCCCUGUGUGAGCGACUUUCUGCUCACCCACAAAGUCUUCAUGCCCUCCAGCCAGCUGUGUCCCGCACUACAACACCACUAUAAGGCGGAGCUCUCUGAGGGUUCAGACCAGGAGAAGGCUUCCUACAUCCUCACCACCAAGCAGAGGGUAGUAAAGCUGAUUGGCCAGUGGGUGGUGCUGUACGGCCUUCUGCUGAAAGAAGACCCCAUCGCUUUGGAGUCUCUGGAGAGGUUGAGGAAGGAGGUGGCAGCUGAUUACCGUCUGUCCAGCAUGUUGAAAGAACAAUUUAGGGAAAGGAGGAGGACAAAAGUAUUGGAGAAUGGCUAUCAGUCACUGAGCAGGAACCAGCAAUUUGAUUGGUUUUCAAACUGUGAGGAGCCGGUGGGGAGGCUGCAACCAAUCAGAGCACAAGAUAAAGUGCUGUAUGAGAUCUACAGGCCAGACAACAAACCUCUCACUCUGAUGCUCCCAGUCAACACAUCUGUACAGGAUGUGAUGUCAGCAAUAGUCAAACCUGGCGGAGAUCACAUCCUGUUCAAAAUGAACUCCUCGGGAGAAAGAGCUCAGUUAAAGCUGGAUGCGACUGCGGUCUACACGGCCCUGGGACUCAACGAGAGACUGUUCAUCUGCACAAGCAGCCAAGUGGAACAACUGAUGCCCCUGAAGGAGCAGCAGGGUCCAGAACGAGGAACAACUGACAUCCUGGAGCAGAUGGGCUCUAAAGAUAUCGCCAAUGAACUCACCAACUAUGACUGGGAACUGUUCACUGCCAUGCACGAGGUGGAGCUCGUCUACUACGUAUUUGGCCGUCAUAAAUUCCCAGGUGCCAUCACAGCUAACCUGGAGCGGUUUGUGCGUCGCUUCAAUGAGGUGCAGUACUGGGUGGUGACGGAGCUGUGCCUCUGUGAAGACCUGAUGAAACGAGCCAUUCUGCUCAAGAAGUUCAUAAAGAUCGCCGCAGUAUUAAAGGAGCAGAAGAAUCUCAAUUCAUUCUUUGCUGUGAUGUUCGGUUUGAGCAACAGUGCAGUACACAGACUUUACAAGACAUGGGAGAGAAUACCCAGCAAGACGAAAAGAAUCUACUGUGCUUAUGAGAGGUUAAUGGAUCCUUCACGCAACCACCGGGCCUACAGACUGGCUGUGGACAAGCUCAGUCCUCCCUACAUCCCCUUCAUGCCUCUGCUGCUCAAAGACAUGACAUUCAUCAAUGAGGGAAAUCCAAACUAUGUAGACAAACUGGUCAAUUUUGAGAAAGUGCGCAUGAUUGCCAAGACAGUGAAAAUUGUACGAGGAUGCAGAAGCCAGCCUUACGUGCCAUCGUCUCCACAGAGGGGCCUGGCAGAUCGGAUGUUUCUGGAAGGGCCUGCUAAUCGCAUGUCUACAUGCUCAGACUACGCCCUCCCUCUACGGAGUCCCAGCAACAUCCGACACUAUAUCCAGAACCUGAAGGUGAUCGACAACCAGCGAAGGCUAACGCAGCUAUCAAGAACAACAGAAUGCUAGGGCAUCAACCUGCAAAGGCCGUAAAACUGUAUCGCAAACGUGAACCAGAGAACGGACUGAAGCUGGGUGAACAAAACUUCCACAUUGGCCUAUAAAUAAGACGGAUGUCUGGAGGCGUCGAGUGCUGUGGAUUCACUCUAAUUCAAGGAGAUUGGACGUUAAUCGAUGAGCUCUCUGCAUAGCAUCAAGAGUGACAAUGUGCACGGUAAUAAGCUCUAAUGAUGAACUAGAGAAUCCAAUUCUGGGACUUAUGAGACACUUAUCCAGAAAGCCUUACAGCAGUGUGUGUACCACAGUGGAAAGUGAUCCCCUCACAAAGGCAGUGUUACAACAUGUACAGUUAAGCAAAGUAUGCCUGUCUUUGAUGUAAAAAAUCAUUGUGACAUUUUAUAUACUGGAUCACUCUGGUGGUUUCAGAAAAGGGCCAUAAGAACAAAGAUCUUUGCCAUAGUUUAUCACUGUAGGUCAGUUAUUUGUGCACUAGUAUUUUCACACAAAACUAAUAUAUUGUAUCAAAUCUUUUCUUUUUUGCAAGGAGGCCACUCACUGACAUGCACAACAUUUCAUACAAGGCUGUUUUCUAAAAUAAAUUAUUUUCUCAAUUA
This is a messenger RNA of Sebastes umbrosus (honeycomb rockfish), 3643 nucleotides long. It is a transcript of the gene rapgef3, whose product is annotated as Rap guanine nucleotide exchange factor (GEF) 3. The record is from RefSeq and is a predicted model, not a curated record. Gene Ontology annotation, cellular component: plasma membrane. Gene Ontology annotation, biological process: Ras protein signal transduction; positive regulation of GTPase activity. NCBI's taxonomy places the organism in Eukaryota, Metazoa, Chordata, Actinopteri, Perciformes, Sebastidae. Bases 432 to 3038 code for a protein of 868 amino acids. The transcript has 27 exons. Gene Ontology annotation, molecular function: guanyl-nucleotide exchange factor activity.